UCUGCUACUUUCCUUGUGGAAAAUCAAUGUGAUGUUUACUAAACCACCGCUCCUCCUUUCUGCUUCCUUUUCCCGCUCUCCUCAGACAUUGUUCCACCGUGCUAAUCCCCAUCUCGCUCUACUUUCCCUGCUCCAAUCCUACCUCGCCCACCCAUCUUUCCCGCCCCUUCAUCCCUAUCUACCACAUCCCCACCCCUUCCCCACAAAAAAUACCACCCUAAAAACCCCUCCAGCCCUGACCCUUGCUCCCAACACAACCUAUGCAUACGCAUACGGACACCCAUGUGCGAUCCCAACAUUACCGCGGCCCAUGUUAAAUGCCUCACUCCCCUCAAGCGCACACACUGUCUCCUCUGGGUUUAGUCCCUUCCGCGCCCUAAAAGAGAGGGACGGGAAGACUUAGGUGUACUCUAGCUUGUCUUGUCCUUGUGUGUUAGAGGACACUGGUGUGCAAGGGUUAGGUUAGUUGCGAUCCCCGCAUUAGUUGGCGUGGCGGCUUUUAGUGGAGUAGGGCGGGGUGUGGUUUGUGAUGUCGUGGAUCGAAGGGGGAUGGGAACGUAUGGUCUUGGGGGUAUGAGGGAGAGGUAGAGUAGGAUGGGGGGGAGAUGAGCUGGGGAAGAUGAGGCUGAAAGGGAGGGGAUGGAGGAUGCAUGCGUGGUUGGGUUAUCUGGUGGGAUGAGGGAUGAGGGGUCUUGGU
This is a messenger RNA of Bipolaris sorokiniana ND90Pr, 697 nucleotides long. RefSeq lists its product as uncharacterized. The transcript has a single exon. The record is from RefSeq and is a predicted model, not a curated record. Lineage: Eukaryota; Fungi; Ascomycota; Dothideomycetes; Pleosporales; Pleosporaceae. The coding region runs from base 32 to 403 and encodes 123 amino acids.